AUGAAGUUUGCUGAUCGGCACCAACCUGGUACUUUCAGUGCUGAAAAUCACUUUUAUCCAGAAGCUUUGAACAAAUCUCUGUGUUCUGAAGUGAAAGCAUUUCUUAAACUUGGAAAUGAGCUGAUUGCCCAACGAUAUUGUUAUUUACAUCCGGCAACGAACUACAAUCGUUUAUGCACUCUCAUGAACACACGCCCAUCUCUUUUACAGUUGUCUGGUACUGAUUUACUUCAUGUAACCGAUCAAAAUCAGCAAAAGCAAAUCAUUCUCAUAGAAACAAAUAGCUGCCCGAGUGGACAAAAGUCAAUGCCAAUAGAUUCAUACGUCGAUAAUGACUCUGGAUAUCACAAAUUCGUACGUUUAACAUUUCUGACAGCUGUCAAAAAAGCUCAACAAUCAAAUAGACUGAUUGAAAAUGGCCAUCUAGCUGUUGUUUACGAUAAAAAUCCAAUAGAAAACUUGGGAUAUGCGGCUGCUAUGGCCGAUGUGUUUGGUGAAACCGUCUACUCCGUUGAGUUUCACAGCUGCGAUUUCGAUCCACCCGUUAAAUUUAUUGAUCAAAUUAUGUUUGUACGUGAUUCAAAUUCAAAAUGGCUUCCCAUCCGAGCGGCUUUUCGAUACAUAACACAAACUCCUUGGCUCUGCAUUCCGGUACAAUCAAAGACACUAAUUAUCAAUCCUAUUAUUGCUUGUUUAGCUGGUGGACGAAAUAAGAAUAUUGCUGACUAUGCCUACCAAGUUUUCAACAAGGAAUAUGAACCAUUUGGUUUGAGAAUCCGUACCCCUCACACUAUUCGAAAUGUUCUGAAAAGUGACAUUCCACGUCUAAUUGAAAGUUUAGGAGGCCAUGCCGUAGUAAAAGUGCCUUAUUCCAAUGCUGGACAAGGAGUAUUUACCAUAACCAAUAAACAAGAAUCAGAAAAGUUUAUGCAAAUGCCAGAAUACUAUGAGAAAUAUAUCGUUCAAUCGCUUGUCGGAAGCAGUAAAUGGAUUCGUGGAAACAAAGUACUAAAUACGAAAGAUUACUAUCAUAUUGGAAUGCGUCCCAUUAAUCGAAAAGAAGUAUUUGUUGCUGAUUUACGCAUGCAAGUAUGCGGAACUGAAAUUGGGUUUCAACCAUUGGCAAUUUACGGGAGACGAGCUGCAGUUCCACUAAGUGAUCAGUUGGGAGAGGACGACGAUAGUUGGUUGGUUCUAGGAACGAAUUUGUCAUGCAAAGAUGGCGAUGGGAAGUGGAGAACAGAAACGGACAGAUUAGUGGUAAUGGACUCAAAUGGUUGGAAUCAACUGGGAUUGACCAUGGAUGAUUUAAUCGAUGGUUAUGUACAAGCAGUACUUGCUACCACUGCCAUAGAUUGCCUUGCACAGCAAUUAAUAAAUCAAAAAGUUUAUAUUGGUGAUGUUGAUAUUGGUACUUGUGUUCGAAAAUUAACGGCUUUAGCUUUAUUACCAGUGUACAAAGUUCAAGUAACAUUUAAUGAAUUACGUACAAAUUCAUCAGAUAAUGUGAAAGAAAUGUUGCAUCAAUUAUUUUUGUAUUUCAAUAAUCAAUGGAUGAAAGAAAUUCUUUUAUGA
This is a messenger RNA of Rotaria sp. Silwood2, 1575 nucleotides long. Lineage: Eukaryota; Metazoa; Rotifera; Eurotatoria; Philodinida; Philodinidae. The record is from the annotation of a GenBank genome assembly.